AAUCGCGUGCUUGUAAUACGUAUGUUAGUAGAAUCUUGCCGGUAAAAAGUUGACGUGACAUCGGAUGUUUUAGUAAUACACGCAGCAAAUUCGUCAAUCAGAUAUUCACCAUGAAGGCUUUCCUGAGUUUCCUCAUUGCUUGCUUUGUUGCUGCAGCUGCCGCUCAGAAGCAGUACGUGUUUGAUCUACUAAAACCGGCAUUGGAUGCGCAAGAAGUGCAAGCCAUCUUGGCCAGUAAAUCCGAUGGACAGUAUCCGACAUACAGCGUCAUUCCGCAGACGAAUUUCGACUGUAAUAGCAAAAAGCAGCCCGGUUUUUACGCGGACGUUGAGGCGCAGUGUCAAGUGUUCCACCGCUGUGAUAUUCAUGGGAAUAUGACGAGCUACCUGUGUGUCAACACUACCGUUUUCAACCAGGUCACUUUGGUUUGUGAUUACUUCUUCAACGUCGACUGCUCAAGGUUUGCUGCUUAUGAAGAUUUCGCUAAUGCGCGCCUUUACUCUAAUCAACAACUUUUCGACACACCCCCGGCUGACUACAUUCCGCCCGGCGUUGGAGCACCUGAAAUCGUAGCGGCUGCUCCGUCGUCUAAGAAGAAUGCAAAGAAAGAAUCUAAACAGUGAUUAAUUGAUUUAAUUCUCAAAUGAUAAUUAUCUGCGUACUGUUUAAAGAUUUUACGGCUAACUAAUGGAAAAUCGGGUGAGGGAAAUGGGGUUGAAAAAAAUGAACAAAUAAUUAUCGUAGUACUCGCACAAGGUGAACACUCACAGAC
Messenger RNA from Paramacrobiotus metropolitanus, 772 nucleotides. RefSeq names its product U-scoloptoxin(01)-Er1a-like. Gene Ontology annotation, cellular component: extracellular region. Bases 111 to 623 code for a protein of 170 amino acids. The transcript has 2 exons. Gene Ontology annotation, molecular function: chitin binding. The record is from RefSeq and is a predicted model, not a curated record. NCBI's taxonomy places the organism in Eukaryota, Metazoa, Tardigrada, Eutardigrada, Parachela, Macrobiotidae.